AUGCAGGGGGCCGUGGUCUCUAGGGCGGCGCUCGCCGAGAUGACCCACACUCAGGAGUCGGCCUCUCCGCUGCCGUUCGGCCCGCCCGCUCUUUCUCAAGGGGCUUGGCGGCAGGCAGCGGUCAGCUCUGACACGGCCGUGCCGGAGACUUCGGAGAUUGCCGCUCGCAAUCGCAAUCGCGCGGAGAUGGAAUCCCGGGCGCUCGCCCCCGAAGAUCGACCACCUGCUCAGCCGGUGGACUACGAUCAGAACGAUGAGGAGGGCACCCGUGGGCACAUGAUCGAUGCUGCCAGGGACGAUGCUCGGCAAGAUCGUUCCUUUGCCCGCUCGACGGCAAAGCUCACACCAGCGCAGUUCGCCGAGCUGGCUGACUCGUACCACAACCCUGCUGGUCACGCUACCUCUUCGGCGGCAGCUCAGUUUUCCACGGUCGUGGUUGAAGAGGCCGAGCCGGAGAACUUGCUGGCUCCAGCAGGUGAGCCGACCUCGAUGUUGCGGGAAGCAGCGCCAGCCGAUCGCUGGACAGCGAAGAUCCUUGCUUACCCAUGUUUCGACCCUGGGUUUCGCCAGGCGAUCGUGGCGACCCGGCUGGCAGAGAUCCCUUUUGUCCUUUCAAUGGACGCCGGGACGCCUGAGCAGUUCGCCGCGGUGUCUCUCGACUGGACGGCCAGCUCGGCCAAGACGGAGCACGACCUCCUGGCUCCGAGGACCCAAAUGCUCGAACAGUACUGGGUCUUCGUGAAGGCCGCGGAAUCGCUCUUUGUCGAGUCUCUCGGCUACCAGAUGGGCUUUGCUCGCUGCUCGAAGGUGCCCCGAGAACGUUCUGCAAAGUCGAUCGCACACUUUCAACGGGAGAUGGCCAUCCGAGCUCUAGCUGCACCAGUUCUGGCUCCUUCGGCUAAAUCGAGGCUGCCGGCAAGCUCUUCUUCUCCCUCGGCAACUCCAUUGCUCGACUUGGAGAACGCCGAGAAACAGAAAUGGGCUAAGCGCUUGAAGGCGAUCGCUGAUCGGGCCGGCGAACACGCUCGGCCCGAAGGGGUCCACGAUGCUGAGGGGAUCCUCUCGGAAGAGGAACGCGCUCGCCUUCGGCUGUUGGUUUUCACCUCGGGGGCGCCUUCUACCAUGGCAAACCACAUUCGUAGGUUCGAGAAGUUCGAAUUGUGGGCUCGGCACGUGCCGCUCCCCCUCUACCCCAUCUCGGACGACAAGAUCCUGAAGUAUGCCAUGGAGCUCGACUCAAGGGAGUGCGGCCCGACUGUUCUUCCUUCGCUCCGCAUGGCUCUGAAAUGGGUGGCUUUUCGGAUUAACCUCAAGCUCCCUUCGAUCGAGACAGCGGAGCUAAAGGCGCUCGAGAAGGAGAUCUUCACACAGCGAGGGCGGCCGCUGAAGGAAGCGAUCGCUUUCCCGCUCGAGCUGGUCCAGGCUAUGGAGCGCUUUGUCGCUAACGACUUGUUCGAGUCGCAGUUCCCGCUCGUGGAACGCGACUUCUGGAUCCCCGAGCUCGACACCAAGGAGCGCUGGUCUUCUCUUCCAGCGAAAAUGAUCAAAGAGUUGGUGCAGGAGGUUUCGCGCGAGUUCGUGCCCCUCUGUGCUCAAGAGGAUGACACGAUCGAGGACGCAGAGGACAGGGAUCUUUCAUUGACUGAGUUCUUUGUCAAAGUCGAGCACGAGUUCGCUACUCCUCCGAAGCGGCCUCGCUCGAGGUCCCCUCCGCCGACACCUCCGAAGAACGAGGCCAAGACUCGCAAGAAUCGAGCUCGUCGGCAGAAGGAAAAGGAGUUGCUCAAGCAAGCUCGCGCAGAGCGCGAUCGUCGGCCGCCACCGUGGCUUCGUUGGGCUGAGGUGCCCCGGGAUCCCGACACAAUUCGUGAGCUCGGUCCCUGGUGCCUCGAGAUCUUUGCCGGGUCUGCUGGCCUCACCGCCGCCUGGAAACGUCACGGUCUUAAGACUUUGCCGCCGAUCGACAAGUGCACCUCCGAGUUCCUUCUGGAGUCGAUCGACUUGCUGGACGCACAGGUCUUUGAUUGGCUGCUCUUGCUGUGCCGCAUGGGGGCGAUCGUCUUUCUGCACUUGGGCAUUCCCUGCGCCACGUUCAGCGUGGCUAGGGAUCGGCCUGGAGGACCUCCCCCCCUGCGAUCGCAGGCGCUCCCCCUUGGCCUCUAUGUUCUCAAGAAGCACCAUCAAGCACAGCUCUUCGAGGCCAAUGAGCUCUUGUUCCGAUCUCUUCUUCUUUUCGACGCUGUGGUUCAAGCUGGCGGAGAUGCCUCGAUCGAGAACCCGAAGGACAGUCUGAUCUGGCAGGUCCCUCAGGUCCAGCAGCUCAAGGUUCGUCUUCACCUCUACAACGUCGAUCUUGAUCAGUGCGAGUAUGGAUCACCUCAUCGCAAGCCUACUCGGCUUCUUGGCAGUCACGCUGCUCUUCUCGCUCUUGCACGUCCUUGUUCAGGUGGACAUGUUCAUGAGCCUCUUCGUGGCGUGACAAGGUCGGAGACUGGCAAGAAGAUCUUCAAGACUAAAGCAGCUCAGGUCUACCCCUCGGCGCUUUGCACCGCGUGGGCGAUCGCCGUGGCCGCGAUCGUGCAGAAGUCGGCCCAGCAGUUCGCCGCUUCGUUUGCUCUCACGGCUCCGUCGGCAGAGCGCAAGCGAUCUUUGGGAUCCCAGAUUGCUUGGAAAGGCCAUCGCCAAUCCGCUGCCGCUCGGCUGGCGGCGGCUAGCGGCUAUCAGCUCAAACGAGGUGCCGCCAAGCCGCUGCUCGACGUCGAGUGUGAGCCAGGUCAGGCAAUCCAGGGGUCUCUUCAGGUUCGGCACCCAUUCACCGUGCAGCCGGCGCUCCCCGACAAGAUCGUCGACAACAUCAAGUUCAUUGUCUCCUCCCCGCAGGCGCUCGUGGCUCGCCGUUCUGAGCGCCUUCAGUUCUGGCAACAGCGUGCGCUCACGCUGCUUCCAGAGACAGAUCGGAUUUUGCGGUCAAUCGCCGACGCUCCUCUUCGUCGGCUUCUUCGCGGUGCUCCGGAUUAUGCUGAUCUGCAGCUGGGCUCUUGCACUCACGUGGCGCUCUACGACGAGCUCUUCGCAGCGAUCGGCUGCACGGAUCAUCAAAUUCUCCAAGGCAUUCGCGGUGGCUUCCCGAUCGUUGGCGAAAUCCAGCGCUCGGGGCGCUGGCCGCCGUUCACAAAGCCACAGCGGUCAGUGCCUGUGCAGGAAGCUCUGGAUCGGGUUGUCCUUGGCGAGUUCAACUGGAACUUCCGAGACUGGGUAGUGGCGCUUCAGGAGGUGCCUGUAGCAGUGACAUGGGUCGGCUGGUGGCAGGAGACCCAGAUGGUUCGCUUGCUCCCGUACAGCCGAUUUCUUUUCUAUUGGUGGCAGCCAGAUCCAACCUUCUUGGGACUUGCGACUGGCUUUCCAGAGCAAGUGUAUUUCGACCACCGAAGCCUGAGCUUUGACCAGAUUGUCACCAGUCAGCUCGUCAAGUGGACUGCACUUGCGGAUCAUGUGCCGGAAGUGAACUUCUUCCUUCGUGAGUUCCAGCUGACGGACGAAGACCAAAGGGAAAUGAUGCUGGCCAAGGCCGACGGCGAAGAUGACUUCGACAUCGCAUGCAACUGGUUGCAAAACAACACAGAGAUUUGGAGAGAUUGGAUGCCCCUGGAUCCGGAUGCGAUGGGUCUGCCGGAUUUUAUCCUCGGCAUCGUGGCAGCCUCGACCGUCAUUGUAAUGAUGGCUGCAGCAUAUGGAUUCUUUCGAAGCUGGCGUCAGUACCGAGACUCACCAGGUAACCAUCACACAGCAACAGGAGCAUGGGCAAUGAAAUGGAUCGGACCCCACGUUCAGGCUCGGCUGAAAUUGGUACCCACAGGCUACGAGAAGUGCGCCUUGAAGAGGAACUGGAUCGUGAAUGCUACGCCGUAUGACAUCUCAUUUAGCCAGUCAUACUCGUUGGCGACGAAGCGCAUCAAGCUUGACUCGUACACCUUCGGACAGAUUUUCCACUGUGUCAGCGAGCAAGUAGUGCUUGAGAUCGAGAAGCCAGGCUCCCCUCCUGCCGUUUGGAAUCUCGAGGAAGAGACAAUAACGAUCACGGUCACGACUUCGGAUUGGAUCAGGAUGGCACCCGAGGGAGUCAUCGCCUACGAUGGGCCUUGUGCCCGAAAGCACUUGGGUCCAGACAUGGGUCACAUUCGCUUGGCGACGCUAGGGCACGGCAAGGGGAGACAGUGCUUGGUUCUUUGCUGGUCCCCUCCUCACAUCUUGCGUGGAGUGCCAAUGCUGGAACUGGCGCGUUUCUUCCGGCGGGUAGUGACGCAUCCACGCCUGCGAGAUCAUUGGCAGGAAGAUGAAGUGACAGACGACACAAGCUGGCAAGACAAGCCAGGGCCACUUAUGGCCGUCCUGACUCGAGGAUCAACGAAAGCAACGAAGAAUGCUGAGCAUGCAUCCUCCCUGCACAACAGCAGUGCGAACAUGUAUAACGCGCUGACACAUGUGAUAGUUCCUGAGUCUUCGGUCUUCGACGCUUCGUAUGCUGAGAUUCACACCAAGUACGGUGCAGCAAAUCUCUUCGUGUCGCACGUGUGGGCUGAGACCGCGCAGAAUUCCUUGGAGGCCGUGCGCCGCCUUUACCGGUUUGUUAGGGAAAACCAGCUCAAGCCACAGCAGGUGCGAGGAUGGUUCUGCACUGUGUGCAACAACCAGAGCCGGGUGAUCGAGGAACUCGGCUCCGAGGUUCGGAAGUCUCCUUUCUACCAGGUUCUGCAAUCCAAGAGCAUUGAGCAGGUGGCGCUGGUUUCUCCUCUAAAGGCGCUGAACCGAAAGUGGUGCAACUUCGAGUUCUCUUUGGCCAUCCACAGCGAUAAGCCCGUUUGGAUGGUCACCAGCGACGGCGUGGUGCAAGCGGGCGACGUGCCACCCAAGGCCCUGCGACAGAUCGCCGAAGCUGUCCUCAGCUUCCGCUGCCAGGAGUCGAGGUGUUCAACAGCAGCGGACGAAGCAAUGAUUGAUGCGGCUGUGGCAGAAAUGGGGGGCUAUGACCGGCUGGACAGCAAGCUGAAAGCAGUCUUCCGGUCCGCUAUAGAAGUGGCACACAUCCAACUAAGUGAGGCUUUCGAGAUGGUGAAGCUUGAGGACAUGUCAAUCGUGAGCUUGAAUCUCUGUGGUGCAGAUGAGGUGGCGAAGACCGACACAGCGGCCGCUCGGGCUGCCCUGGCUGUGCCCCCACUGCCAAGCAAAGCCGAGGAUCAGAGGGGCCUGCUGGGACUGCGGAACAUGGGCAACACCUGCUAUCUCAACAGCGCAGUGCAGUGCCUCUCGCAGACUGCGUCCUUGCUGCAGAGCCUGCAGAGAGACGCCGACCGAGCCCAGCUCGGCGCCGUCUCCCGUGCCUUCCUGGCCACCAUUCGCAGCCUCUGGAGUGCCUCUACAUUGGAGCCUGCUGUGCCAGGGCAGCUCAAAGCUUGCAUCUCAGCAGCGAGCGCCAGCAACGAGAUUUUUGCCGGCAGCUCGCAGCAGGAUGCACAAGAGUUUCUGCAGGCUCUGCUGGAAGCCUUGGACCGCGACUUGACGGACAGCCAAGAAGCAGAAGGCCCUUCUCUGGUCUCGGAAAUCCUGGAAGGACAGCUGUGUUCGGAAGUGCGCUGCAGCGGCUGCCAAGGCGUGAAUCAGACGUGCGAUUCCUUCUGGUCGCUGCCGCUGCCGCUGCCUCCCACCGGAAGGGCGUCCCUGGCCAGUGUCCUGGAGACUUUCUGCGGUGAGGAGGCCUUGGAGGCAACAGUGACUUUCGAAAUUCAGGGGGGCCCUUUAGGAGCACGGAAACAGGGACAGAGAGAGAGAGAGAGAGAGAGAAAGCAUCAGGGCUUACAGUUUGCCUCGCUGCGCACUGUAUCCCGCCAGGGGUGGUUAGUGGGAUGUUGCAAUGAAAAGAGUCCGAGUUCGCGGGGGGAACUUCAUGCCACCAAAGAGGACCGGAGGAGUCCCGGUGCCCAGCGAAUGGUUAUGUGUUGUACACGGGGGUGUGCGCCAGGGUUUCGGCCCCAUGCCCCUAGCAAGCCAGAGAAAGAGAGAGAGAGAGAGAGAGAGAGAGAGAUGAUUGGAGCAAGAAACCGCCGGGCAGAGGCAAAACCAAUCCGGCCUCCCCAACCUCCUUGCAAACGGAGACAUCUCCCAUCCGUGGUGGGGAGUUUCAACGAUUGCAUACCGGCACAGCGCUCUUGUGUGCCGUGCUGCACAAAGUUUCAGGGAAAAAGCACAGCAAGCGGUGAUCUGGGAGUGAUCUCCAGGAGGCGGACAAUUGGCGCUGCGAGAGCUGCACCUCGCACUCGGCAGAAAGGCAUGGAGCACAUUAGAGCUGAAGCUUCCGACUGUUGUGCUUGA
Symbiodinium sp. CCMP2592 is the source of this 6366-nucleotide messenger RNA. NCBI's taxonomy places the organism in Eukaryota, Dinophyceae, Suessiales, Symbiodiniaceae. The record is from the annotation of a GenBank genome assembly.